AUGGAUGAUUCUAUGAUGGAAGACUCGGUUUUUGAGGAUGACGGAGGUAGCUCUGACUUUGCUCCUGAGCCUGCACCGAAACCCAAACCCAAGGCGGCUCCUAAGAAAGCUGCAACCGCCAAGCCAGCUGCUAAAAAGACCACACAGACCACCCUAAAGGUCAAGCCAGCUGCAAAGCCAGCUGCUAAAAAAAAGGCCAAGGCCGAUAGCGAGGACGAACUGUCCGAUAUCCAAAUGUCCGAUGAUGAUUCUCUGCUCUCCCACACCCCUCCUAAGGCUAAGAAAGCAACUGCGCCCAAGAGAGCUGGCUCAAAGCCGCUCGCCGACGUCGAAAAUGAGUCCCACGGAGGAGACGCUGCUGCCGAUGGCGCGAGCAAGAGUGGAAAUGCAUCAGAGAAGUACCAGAAACUCACCCAACUUGAACACAUUAUCAAACGUCCCGAUACCUACAUUGGAUCCACCGAACGCACCACACAGCAGAUGUGGGUGUACAACUCCGGAACUGAGUUGAUGGAGUACCGCGAUGUAUCUUUCGUUCCCGGUCUCUAUAAGAUAUUUGACGAGAUUGUCGUCAACGCCGCCGAUAACAAGCACAACGACAAGAACAUGAACGAGAUGCGAAUCACAGUUGACCGCGAGGCCGGCGAAAUCAGCGUGUGGAACAAUGGACGGGGUAUCCCUAUCGAGAUUCACUCAAAAGAGAAGAUAUACGUGCCCGAACUUAUCUUCGGCCAUCUACUCACUUCCUCCAACUACGAUGACAGCCAACAGAAGGUGACUGGAGGCCGCAACGGCUUCGGAGCCAAGCUCUGUAACGUUUUCUCGACAGAGUUUACCCUUGAGACUCAGGACUCUCGUCAGAAGAAGAAGUACAAGCAGACCUGGACCGAGAACAUGACGAAAAUGGGCAAGGCAAAAAUCACAGAUGCCAAGGGUGAUGACUACACUAAGGUCACUUUCAAGCCAGACUUUGCCAAAUUCGGCAUGGAUGGCAUCGACGAUGACUUCGAAGCCCUUGUGAAGCGCAGAGUCUACGAUUUGGCGGGUACCGCUGACGUUGCUGUCAAACUAAACGGCACGCGUGUCUCUGUUCGCAACUUCCGAAAGUACAUGGAAAUGUACACCAAAGCCAUUCGCAAGGAGCGUGGUGAUGAUGGCCCUCCCUCAAAGGAUGAAAUUAUUACAUGUAGCCCAGAUCCCCGAUGGGAGAUCGGAUUCGCUGUUUCGGAUGGUUCGUUCCAACAAGUCUCAUUUGUCAACUCGAUCGCGACAACCUCGGGUGGAACGCACGUCAACUACAUCGCCGAUCAGAUCUGUACCCGCUUGGCUGAUCAGGUGAAGAAGAAGAACAAAUCCGGAGCAACUCUGAAGUCCGCGCAGAUUCGGAACCACAUCUUCAUUUUUGUAAAGGCCCUGAUUGUCAACCCGGCUUUCACCUCUCAGACCAAGGAACAGUUGACUACAAAGGCCAGCCAAUUUGGAAGCAAGUGUUCGCUUGAUGAAGAUUUCUACAAGAAAGUCCUGAAGACCGAGGUCAUGUCCAAUAUUCUGCACUUCGCGGAACAAAAAGCCGAUCAGAUUUUGAAAAAGGGUGAUACCGGCCGACGGACGCGUAUGAAUAACCCGAAAUUGGUUGAUGCCAACAAAGCUGGUACCAGAGAUGGUCACCACUGCACACUGAUUUUGACUGAAGGUGAAUCAGCCAAGGGAUUGGCCAUGGCUGGCAGAGCAGUCGUUGGACCAGACUUGUUCGGUGUUUUCCCCCUGCGUGGAAAACUUCUUAAUGUCCGUGAUGCUUCCUUUGACCAAAUUUCGAAAAAUGUGGAAAUCCAAAGCAUCAAGAACUUCAUUGGCUUGCAGCACAAGAAGGAGUACACAGAAACCAAGGGGCUGCGAUACGGUCAUCUUAUGAUCAUGACUGAUCAGGAUCACGACGGUAGUCACAUCAAGGGUUUGCUCAUCAAUUUCCUUCAAGCCCAGUUCCCCAGCUUGCUCAAGAUUCCCGAAUUUCUUAUUGAGUUCAUCACUCCCAUCAUCAAGGUUUGGAAGGGUGACCCGAAAAACCCGACCAAGCACAAGUCGUUCUUUACCAUGCCCGAAUAUGAUGAAUGGCGUGAAGCUCACAAGCACGAACGUGGCUGGGAUCAUAAGUACUACAAGGGUUUGGGAACUAGCACCACGGAAGAUGCACAGGUCUAUUUCCGCGACCUCGAUCGUCAUCUGAAGGAGUUCCACACCAUGCAAGACGGUGAAGCGGGGCUCAUCGAGCUAGCUUUCUCCAAAAAGAAAGCAGACGAGCGGAAAGAGUGGCUUCGUCAAUACAAACCUGGCACAUAUCUGGACCAUUCAGUGGCGAAGAUCACAUACACCGACUUCAUCAACAAGGAGCUUAUUUUGUUCAGUAUGGCGGAUAACCAACGUUCGAUUCCUUCCGUUGUCGAUGGUUUGAAGCCAGGUCAACGCAAGGUGCUACACACCUGUUUUCGCCGCAACCUGAAAAAGGACAUGAAGGUGGUUGAGCUGGCAGGUCAUGUAUCCGGAAUGACAGCCUACCACCACGGUGAUGUCUCUCUUCAGCAGACUAUCAUUAGUCUUGCCCAAACCUUUGUUGGGUCCAACAAUAUCAACUGCCUGGAGCCCAGUGGGAAUUUCGGUAGUCGACUGCACGGUGGAGGCGAUGCUGCCAGCGCUCGUUACAUCUACACGCGCUUGUCUCCCUUUGCACGCAAGAUUUUCCAUGUAGCUGACGAACCACUGCUGGUAUAUAACGAAGACGACGGAAAAAAGAUUGAGCCCGAGGUCUUUAUACCUACCGUCCCAAUGAUUUUGAUCAACGGCGCGGAUGGUAUCGGAACUGGUUGGAGUUCUUCCAUCCCCAACUACAAUCCCGAGGAUGUUGUUAACAACCUCAAACGCCUGAUGGUUGGCGAGCCUACUCAGCCGAUGCAGCCUUGGUUCCGCGGGUUCACCGGUGAGGUUGUGGCCAUUGGUGGGGAUCGAUUCAAAUUCAGCGGUAUCAUCAGGGAAUGUGGCGACAAGGAGGUCGAAAUUACUGAAUUGCCUCUACGAACCUGGACACAAGAUUUCAAGGACAAGUUGGAGGAUAUUAUCAAAGCUGAGAAGGUGCCAUCCUUCAUCAAGGAUUAUAAGGAUUACAACACCCACACCAAGGUCCACUUUAUCAUCCAACUCGAUGAGAAACACAUGAAGGUUGCCCUGACUGAAGGCUUGGAAGAAAAAUUCAAACUGACUAAGACGAUUGGAACUACCAAUCUGGUGGCCUUCGAUCCCGAGGGCCGUAUCACCAAGUACGCCUCUGUCGAUGACAUUCUUAAGGAGUUCUUUGUCUUCCGUCUCAAAUAUUAUGAGCGACGCAAGCAAUUCCAGCUCUCCGAUCUACAGAGAGAGCUAGAGAAGCUGAGCAACCAAGCUCGUUUCGUGCAGAUGAUUAUCGAUGGCAAAUUGGUCAUCUCUAAAAAGAAAAAGCCCGUUCUAAUCACUGAGCUCAAGGAAAAAGGCUUCAAGCCAAUCACCAAGGUGGCUGAGGCGGCCAAGAUGGGCGAAGAUGAGCCUGUAGUAGAAGAAGGCGAAGAAGAAUCGGAUGACGCUGGCGCCGAAAUACUAUCCAGUUCAUUUGACUACCUUCUGGGCAUGCCUAUGUGGUCGCUGACCCAGGAGCGGGUGGAGAAGCUCCGGCGCCAGAUCGGCGAGAAGGAAGAAGAGAUCGAUGUCUUGAUUAAGUUGUCCAAGGAGGAAAUCUGGACCCGUGAUCUGGAUGAUUUCAUCAACGAGUGGCGCUUCCAGCUCGAAGAUGAGGAACGUCGAGCCCGCAAGGUGGCCAGCUUGGGGCGUCGUGUCUCGGCCAAGCUGGCCACGGGUGGUGGCCGCGCCGCAGCUUCGCGCAAGCGUAAGGCUGCUAACGGCGAUGAUCCAGACGAUGAAGACUUCGGGGGUCCCAAGACGAAAAAGGCCACUGCGGCCAAGAGAAAAGAGCAGCCCAAAAACAGCUUGAUGAAUUUCCUCAAUCAAUCUUCGAGCAAACCAACUCCGUCGCCUGCAGCAGAUGGAAUUGCCGACUCAGAUGAUGAAUUCAACAUGGACAUGGAGAUACUUCCAAAGAAGAGUCGUGCUACCGCAAAGCUCAAGGCUCUGCCUAAAGAAGAGGAUGACUUCAUAGACAUCGACGACAUUCCCAAAACUUCGCGCGCAUCAGCUCAGCCCGCUGAUGACACGAUGGAACUUGAUGUGGAUGAGGCGCAAAAGCCCAAACCAGCAGCCAAGGCAGCGACCAAACCGGUGGCUAAACGAGGACCUAAGCCCAAGCCGAAGGCCGAAGAGGACUCGGAUGAUGAUUUCUUGGAGAUUGCUAAGUCCGAGGCAUCCAAGCCCGUAGUGUCUUCUCGUGCCCGCAAGCCUGUAAAGUACUCCGCGCCUAGCGACUCUGAGAGUGACAAUGGCGAUGAUCUUCUUGGGGACGUUAGCAUGAUGGUCAAAGGCAUUGGCGGUGACUCAGCCGCCGAUUCUCGACAACUCUUCUCGGAGCGUCCUCGUUCGGAAAGCAGUGCUAGUGUGAAGCCUGCCGCGAAAUCUUCCAAGGUCAACGAUGAUUUUGAUCCGGAUGAGACUGAUUACAGCAAGCUCAUUCCUCAAAACUCCCCACGGCGCUCUAUCCAAGUAAAACCCAAGGAUGUCAAGCUUGACAACAAUGAUGAAGAUGAUGAAGAGGACCAGCCAGUCAAACCAAGUGCUCGGGCCAAGGCUGCUCCCAAAGCCAAGGCUGCUUCCAAGGCUGUAGAGCUCGAUGAUGAUGACGAGGAGGACGAGCCGAUUAAGCCAACUGCUCGGGGUAAAGCCGCACCGAAGGCCAAGGCCGCCCCGAAGGCGGUCACUGCCACGGCAACAAAGGCCCGUGGUCGCCCCAAGAAAGAGCCAGCUCCCAAGCCCGCCUCCAAGCCUGCUCCCCCGGCUUUAUCUCCGGCGGCCAAGGCCUAUGCUUCAAAGCAAGCCAAGACAAGCAAGAAGAUUGCAGAUGAAUAUUCAGAGGAUGACAUCGACGCAAUGGCCAACGACAUUUUGGAUUCCCCAGCAGGCAAAAGGAGUGUGGAUAUUUCGGAGGACGAUGAAGAGCCUGCUCCUGCCCCUCGCCGCGCUGCUGCAGGCCGUCCGGCUCGUCGUGGUGCCACACAGCUGAAGAAGUCCUAUGUCAUUGAGGAUGACAGCGAUGAAGAAGCAUCCGCCGAUGACUUUGACGAUGAAGAUGAGAGUGACUAA
Messenger RNA from Penicillium coprophilum, 5271 nucleotides. RefSeq names its product DNA topoisomerase 2. NCBI's taxonomy places the organism in Eukaryota, Fungi, Ascomycota, Eurotiomycetes, Eurotiales, Aspergillaceae. The transcript is spliced from 3 exons. The coding region runs from base 1 to 5271 and encodes 1756 amino acids. Gene Ontology annotation, biological process: DNA topological change; sister chromatid segregation; resolution of meiotic recombination intermediates. The record is from RefSeq and is a predicted model, not a curated record. Gene Ontology annotation, cellular component: nucleus. Gene Ontology annotation, molecular function: DNA binding; ATP binding; DNA topoisomerase type II (double strand cut, ATP-hydrolyzing) activity.